Molecule: messenger RNA, 571 nt
Organism: Vidua macroura (Pin-tailed whydah)
Lineage: Eukaryota; Metazoa; Chordata; Aves; Passeriformes; Viduidae
Product: serine/threonine-protein kinase PAK 3-like
Exons: 6
Coding region: 122-571 (149 amino acids)
Biological process (GO): regulation of axonogenesis; regulation of MAPK cascade; intracellular signal transduction
Cellular component (GO): cytoplasm
Molecular function (GO): protein serine/threonine kinase activity; ATP binding
Source: RefSeq, a predicted model, not a curated record
UGCUCUCCAACCUGAGAAGCGGAGCCGGGGCGGUUUGUUCAUCUCCAGUGCUGACCCAGCUGCUGCUCAGCAACAGGAGAUCAAGGAUGACUCCCUGGAGCUACUGAGGAAAAUAGUGAACAUGGAAAAUCCUGUGAUGAAAUACACGGAACUGGAAUAUAUUGGCAGAGGGACUUUUGGAGAUGUUUGCAGAGCACUUGACAAUGCCACAGGAGGGCAGGUGGCCAUAAAGAAAAUAAAUCUCCAAGGACCGAGGAAGAAGGAACUAAAAGUCAAUGAAUUCAUGCUCAUGAAGACAAAUAAGAAUCCCAACUUGGUCAACUAUUUAGACAGCUACCUUGUGGAUGGGCAGCUCUGGCUGGUCAUGGAGUACAUGGACGGAGGCACUCUGAGCAAUGUCAUCAGCGAGACCCACCUGUCUGAAGACGAGAUGGCAGCCAUCAGUCGGGAGGUCAGCAAUCCCACCUGUGCUGCCCAGGGCUUGGGCAGGAUUGUCUGGGAAACAGGGCUCCGACCUGGAGUGAUUUCAUGUGCCAAGCUUUGUUUCUGUGUUGCUGGUAUGCUAUGCUGA